This is a messenger RNA of Paralichthys olivaceus (Japanese flounder), 648 nucleotides long. RefSeq names its product cytochrome c oxidase assembly factor 4 homolog (gene coa4). The record is from RefSeq and is a predicted model, not a curated record. NCBI's taxonomy places the organism in Eukaryota, Metazoa, Chordata, Actinopteri, Pleuronectiformes, Paralichthyidae. Gene Ontology annotation, biological process: mitochondrial respiratory chain complex IV assembly. Gene Ontology annotation, cellular component: mitochondrial intermembrane space.
AGCGGAACUUUUGUCUGCGUGUCCGCGGAGGUAUUUUCCGGGUGCACUGUUGUCCGCCGCUCUAACGUGUCCCCCUGUGUGAAACCGAGUCGUGCGGGUUAUUUUGAGUUAAAGUGGGUUUGUGGACGGACCCGUCGUCACACAGACAGAACCAGCAGCUCAGGACUGUGCAGCGGCCUGAAACAACACAGAAUGACGUCCCCCUCACCCCAUGACCGCAGCCGGAAUGAUGACGAGGACGACCCCGUUGAACGGAUGAUAUCUCAGACUGGUUGUGCCGAGCUGCAUUACGCUGUGCAGGAGUGCAUGGCUGAGCACCAGGACUGGAGAGUGUGCCAGAGCCAGGUCCAGACUUUCAAGGACUGCAUGAUGGAUUUCCAAAACGCCCGGAAAAAACAGCUGAUGAAGCAGCAGCCAAUGUCCACUGAGUCUACUGCCAGCUGAACUCGCCAAACCACUCUCUCUCACACACACACACACACACACACACACACACACACACACACAGCAGGGCCUGCUUCACAUGUUUUGAAUCAAAAGACUGCACCUACUUUAAUAAUAUAUGAAACUAAAUUAUAAGCAUCUUGAUAAAAUCCUGAGUUAGAUUUUUUGGUGUGUUGUGGGGAGCUGAACGAUAGAUAUGAUGUG